Molecule: messenger RNA, 3440 nt
Organism: Lethenteron reissneri (Far Eastern brook lamprey)
Lineage: Eukaryota; Metazoa; Chordata; Hyperoartia; Petromyzontiformes; Petromyzontidae
Product: putative tyrosine carboxypeptidase MATCAP2
Source: RefSeq, a predicted model, not a curated record
CCCCCCCUCGUUGAGGUUCCGCGGUCUUCAGACUGGAGGCGGGCGACUCGUCUCAUGGAGGGUUAGAACGCGACAGCGACCUCUUCCUCCCCGUGAUGAGGGCGGCGUUGCCCACGGACGCCAUUCGAGUGAGAGGUAUCAGACAUUGAGACUCUACUGUGUUCUAUGCGGGAGAUAGGCCUCGGCAAGAAUCACUCUACUGGCCGGGACGAGAGCUCACCAAGAAGACCACUCUGGCCGCUCCGGUGACAGUGCAGGCUGGCUGCCGACUGUCUCAGUACAACCGACAGCUGCCACAAAAUGAUGACAAACCAGAACAAUAUGACCGUAGGUCUUCCCAAAUAGACUGGGCCUCACAGAAUAGUCAGAUGCUGCAAAGAGACCAGGUACCACAAACUCACAAUAAGCCAUCACUAAAAUACCAGCAGCUGCAACCCGAACAGACGUCACAAAUCAACCACUGGGUGUUGAAACAUGACUGCAUCGUACAAACUGAGCAAGUGUUGCAGAACAGCCGAUUGCCACAAAAAGACCAGGUGGCAAAAAUUAUCCAGCUUUCACAACAUAAUGGCAAGCCAUCGCAAAAAGUUCAGUCUUCACAAAAAAAACACAUUUUACAGAUCAACCACUGGGCGUCAAAAUAUGACUGCAUGUCACAAACUCAGGAGGCGUCACGUAAAGUAGCACAAACCAAAAGCAGUCCCCAAAACGGAGAGGUAUCACGAAGCCAGAAAGGGGCGACACAAAACCGGUUCCCACUGCGCACCGGCAGUGCGAGGAGCUUCACAGCAGUAGCGGCGGUGAACGCGGCACCGUCCCCACUGCUGCCACCGCCAUUCUCACGAUUCUACCCCACACAGCGUGAGCCUCACUCCAGCAAGCGGAGCUCGGCGGCGGCCCCAGGAAAGACGAAGCCAGGCUCUGCACGAGUCUCGCGGCGGCCGUCCGCCCAGACGCUCGCUUUCCCGCAUGAGGAGGCAAAGAGUUGCUCGUCAGCUACCACCGCCGCCUCCACCUCCGCCGCCACCUCUGCCGCCACCUCCGCCAUCCUGCUACAGGUGACGAGCAGGUCACAUGCCGGAUCGGACAGUGGGUAUGCCUGUGGUAGGGUCACCUGUGGUAGGCAAAAGGCACGUUGUGGGCGACCUGCGUGUGGCGGGGAGAAGCCUGGACCUUUCCCAGAGGCCGGUGGGCAGCACGCAGCACGACCUCACGGGAGACGGAGCCCAGGACGAGUUCCGGCACCUUCCACAUCUCCUCCAGCGCUGGCGCGGACUGGAUUUGGGGCCCUGCCGUGGUGUGUCGGCACGCCCGCCCUGCCUUCUCGCCGCCAUCAAACCACGCAAUGUGCAGCGCGAACGUGGGCGCUUCGUGCGCGCCGGCUUCGCAUACAACCCGCGUUUCGAGUACGCGAACCCCACCGAUCCCGUGCUGCUUGCGCGCUAUGCUGUUCCGUCGAACUGCUUCCUGCCACAGGCUGUGAGCAUCCUGGAGCGGACACUGAGCCGGUAUGGCAGCUACGAACACUUUGAGCAGGACAUGGGGGGCGACGUGCUGUCCCCUCGCCGUAUCUGGGCUCACGUGCGCACCUACAUGGAGAAGGAGGGCUGCCUCGGCGAGGUGGUGGUGAGCCUGCACGACGACCUGCUGUCGCGUGCCUCCAUGACAGUGCAAAACGGCCGCCCCACGCUAUGCAUCAACACGGCAGCGGCGCGUGAGCACUGGCUCGAGGGGAUGCUGCAGCACGAGAUCGGCACACACUUCCUGCGGGGGCUGAAUGGCGCCCGCCAGCCGUGGGGACGCCCAAGCGGGCGGCGCCGCUUUGCGCUGCGCCCGGCGAAUCCCACUGAGGAGGGGCUGGCGAGCGUGCACAGCGUGUUGCACCGCCGUGACCCGCUGCUGUGGCGCGCCGCGCUGCUCUACUACGCUGUGAGCCGUGCCGCCCACCUCUCCUUCUCCGCGCUCUUCGCGGAGCUCGGCCGCUUCGUGCGUGACCCAUCCACACGAUGGGAGUAUUGCCUCCGCGCGAAGCGCGGCCAGGAGGACACCUCCGUCCCGGGCUGCUUCAACAAAGACCAGGUUUACCUGACGGGCGUCCUCGCCAUCCUGCGCCACCGCCGCUCCAUUGACUUCCAGAUGCUCUACACCCUGGGCAAGGUCUCCAUCGAGGACGUGGAGCGGCUGCGUCCGCUGGCCACAGCAGAGAAGACGCGGCUGCCGCACUUCCUACGUAAUCCCGAGAGCUACCAGCGUGAGCUCGACCGGAUCAUAUCUGCUAACGGACUGUCGGACUCGGAGCUGCUUGAGCUCAUGCCAGACUAAGCGACAGGGCAGCACCGCCAAGAGGACCACUGGGCAUUCCGUUUGCGAGCUUCCACGGAUGCGGGCCACAGAGUGAUGGCUGUGGGAUCCGCGCAAAACUAGAGUCGGACAGCUGUCAUUAUGUCCAGUCAGCAUUAAAUCAAAAACGCUAUUCACCACAGAUGCGGCAUUUGAACGUUUAUUGAGAUCUGCCCGGGGGUUGCAGCGGCUUGGUGGAGUCCACCAAGCUGUGCGCAGAGUCAACGGAUUCACUCCCGCUACAGCCGCCUUUUUUUGUACAAGAAUCUCCUCAAAACCUCAGUUGUUGUAAAGUGAAUGUUGAAGACUAAGUAUAAUUAUUUACAGCCCCUUUGUCAAUCCACUACGACAUGAAGCCCUCCACACACUGUGUCAGUCAUGGAGGUUGUUUGACCAUACUUUUCUACGUUGAUGAGUGUAAGUUGGUGAAAAGGGAGCUCAGAACUAUUUCAGAUAUCACCAUCGCUUCAGUUCAGCUGUGUUAGUGUGGAGUGGUGGUGCAGUGGUUUUCUGUAUUGCACCAUAAUCCCGCUGGCUGAGUUCAAUUCCAAGCCUCUCUCGAGAGAGGGCGGUUGGGAGAGAGGAGUAUAAAAAGGGCAGCUCUCCCAGCGUGAGUCAGUCCACACUCACCUCAAGACCCGAAUUCAUCUAGAUAGCGCCCUGGCACUUCCGACCCCCGGCCCUUGUCAGGGCCAGGUCCGAACGGCCCAGUGGCGGCACCCGUUACCCUGACAAGGUCGGGUGAGCAUAGCCUCCCCUAGGUCCCUUAGCGGAGGAAUUCCCGAUAGCAGAGAAUAGUGUGAGGGCACACUAAGUGUGAGGACGUAUCCUCUAGGCUAUCGGGUGGGAGAGGCAGAUACCUAUUCUUAGGUUUUUUCGGUAAAGUCACGUAGGUAAAAACAUCAAAAUUAAUGAAAAUAAAAUAAAACAAAAAAUCACGACGUUUCGGAGGCAACACAUCGUGAUUUUUUGUUUUAUUUUAUUUUCAUUCAUUUUUAUGUUUUUACCUACGUGACUUUACCGAAAAAACCUAAGAAUAUGAAUCCUUGCAGUCACGAAAGCUUCAAAUCUAGAAUUAAGGCCGAUACCUCUCCAUGUUA